This is a messenger RNA of Diorhabda carinulata, 839 nucleotides long. RefSeq names its product pre-mRNA-splicing factor Syf2. The transcript has 2 exons. The coding region runs from base 57 to 755 and encodes 232 amino acids. Gene Ontology annotation, cellular component: catalytic step 2 spliceosome; Prp19 complex; post-mRNA release spliceosomal complex. The record is from RefSeq and is a predicted model, not a curated record. NCBI's taxonomy places the organism in Eukaryota, Metazoa, Arthropoda, Insecta, Coleoptera, Chrysomelidae.
AGUUUGGUUAUUAUAGUACUAUCAACAUAUGUACCUAAAGUGAUUUGUUUAUAAAAAUGAGUUCAAACGUUUCAGAAGCUUCUACAAACAAAUCGUUUACCGAAAAACAAGCAGAACGUAUGAAAAAAUUAAGAGAACUUCAUAAAUUACGAAACGAAGCUAGAACUCACAAUCACCAAGAAGUCAUAUCAGAAGAUGCGAGAUUAAAGCUUCCAAGUAAUUGGGAAAACCGAAAACGACGUGCAGAAUGGAUACUAAACGAUCAGAAGGAAAGAGAAGAAGCCGCUAAAGAAGGCAAAGAUUACGACAGACUCAAAUUAUUGAAUGUAUCCGCUGUGGAAGCCGAACGAUUCGAUAAAAUGAAGAAAAAGAAAAAUCCCGAUCAAGGGUUCUCGGAUUAUGAAGCUGCUUCUGUUAGACAAUAUAAUGGUUUGAUAAAAAAUAUGCCAGCCAAAGACAUGGAGAGAUAUGAAGAAGAAAAAACACGAUACGGUGAUGCUUUCUACGCGGCUCCUAAUACGAUUGUUCACGGUUUACAUAAGGAUCGACCACAAGCUGUUGACAACUUAGUUAAAAGUAUUGAGGAUCAAAUUGAUAAAAGAAGUAAAUAUUCCAGAAGGAGGACACAUAAUGAUGAUGCAGAUAUUGAUUACAUUAACGAAAGGAACGCUAAAUUUAAUAAAAAGAUGGAUAGAUUUUAUGGGGAGCAUACGGCGGAAAUUAAACAGAAUUUGGAGAGAGGAACUGCUGUUUAAGUAUAAAUUCUUCAUUUUGUAUAUAUUAGGAUUAAAAAAAAUUGUAUUACACUCAAAAGAUUCAAUUAAAUUAACCUUUAUCCA